Malus domestica (apple) is the source of this 803-nucleotide messenger RNA. Its product is annotated as probable glutathione peroxidase 8. Gene Ontology annotation, molecular function: glutathione peroxidase activity. The record is from RefSeq and is a predicted model, not a curated record. Gene Ontology annotation, biological process: response to oxidative stress. NCBI's taxonomy places the organism in Eukaryota, Viridiplantae, Streptophyta, Magnoliopsida, Rosales, Rosaceae.
AUGGGAAACAAGAUUUCUGGUUGCUUUACAGCAAUUCCCCGAGGUGGUACUUCAGAGUUGGGACCAGAUUGUAAAACGAUAAGCCAACCCAAUGAGUUCCCAACUGGAACAAUUUACGAAUACACUGUCAAGGAUGUUAAAGGAAAGGAUGUGAAUCUUAGCAUGUACCGGGGAAAGGUUCUAGUGAUUGUUAAUGUUGCUUCCCAAUGUGGAUUGACGGAUGAAAACUACACGGAGUUUAAUCAACUAUAUCAAAAGUAUAAAGAUAAAGGCUUGGAGAUUCUGGCAUUUCCGUGUAACCAGUUUGCUGCUCAGGAACCAGGAAGUAAUGAACAGAUUCAAGAGUUUGCCUGCACUCGUUUCAAAACAGCAUUCCCAAUUUUUAACAAGAUUGAAGUAAACGGGUUUAAUACUGCUCCGUUGUACAAGUUCUUGAAGUUAGGCAAAUGGGGAUUCUUCGAUGACGAUAUCCAGUGGAACUUUGCUAAGUUUCUUGUUGACAAGCAGGGGAAACCUGUCGGUCGUUAUUACCCAACAACUUCACCCCUUAGCCUUCAGCAUGACAUAAACAGGCUAUUGGAAGCCUCAUGAAUACUGUGAGAUGCAAAGGCGUUAACCCGAGGGUGCUCCCCGCCAGAUUCACUAAUUGAACAAAACGAUUUCUGUUCUUUGUUUGAUGAUUGACAUUGUUCCGAACCAUCUUUGACAGUGACCUGUGAUACAAAAACUCACUAGCUUCAUCUAGUUUCCUUUAAAUCUCGUAAAACCUGGUCUGUUAAUUGGUUGUUAGGAGUUUAAAGACG